Molecule: messenger RNA, 1416 nt
Organism: Prorocentrum cordatum
Lineage: Eukaryota; Dinophyceae; Prorocentrales; Prorocentraceae
Source: the annotation of a GenBank genome assembly
AGGGUGCCGCGCCGGCAGGCACCCCAGCAGGGCGCGGGCCCGCCGGAGGCCCUGCGGCUGGAGGCGGGGCCCCUGGCGGCCGCGAGGGCGUGCCUCGCCGCCGCCACGGCGGCCGAGCGGGAGGUCGCCGCCGAGGCCUUCGAGGCCUGGAGGGGGCAGUUCCCGAUGGUGGCGAAGCUCCGCAGCUUCUACUGCGGCAGGGACGCGGCGGGCGCGGAGGUGCACGUGCCCUGCGGCCGCUCCCACGUCGAGGCCCGCUUCCUCGGGGUGGCGAGGGAGCUGGGCGUUCCUGCGCGCCGAGCGCUGGACGUGCUCGGCGGGAGCCUGCAGUCGCUGAAUGAGCCCGACGCGGAGCUCGCGCGCAAGGUGAGGGCGCUCCUCGCGAAGGCGAGCCGGCAGGAGGCUCUCGAGCUGUUGCGGACGGCCCCGAAGUUCCUGGGCACCAUGAGCGUCCGCGAGUGGGAGACGCGAGAGCUCCCAGACAUCCGAGCCCGCGCCGCCUUGGACAACGCUUUCGACGCUCUGAACUUCCCGGUCCGAUUUGUGUUCGACAGGACGAGGGACGCCACCGCUGCGCUCAUGGAGCCCGGCACGGAGAGCGCAGACGACGCGCCCUCCCAGGAGCAGCUGCGGGUCAUGGCGGACAGGCGGAAGAGCACCUACAGCGCCCUGUCUGCUGUGUUCUGGCCCCUGCUCGUGGGCGGGAUGCUGUGGCUGACGUACAUGGACUCAACGUAUGGGGGCCCCAUUCACGGCAGGGGCGCAUGCGUUCCGAGCAUCGUCCCCGCCUACAACAUCCCGGACGCCAAUGGCAAUUCGAGGCUGCCCUGCACGUGCGCACCGUUGUACGCGUGGUACGUAGAGCCCCUGCUGCCCGAAGGCCUCUUCGAGCCGCCCAAAGUGGAGAGCCAGAACUGCGGCAAGACGAUGGGGGGCGAGAGGCAGGCCUGCGACCCCAAGACCGUCGGGGGCUGCGUCUGGACCGCGGAGGACCUCCGCAGGGACCCGUCCUACUGGGACCCGCCGGAGCGCCGCCUCACGCACUGGGAGCAGCAGAGGUGCUCGGACAGCGCGAGCUUCUGCGGGCUCGGGUCGGGGCGCGCGGCGCCCUGACGCCCUCGUCGCACCAUGAAGGAGGGCGGUCUUGGACGAGAGGGCUUCCCGAAGGCUCCUCGCCGUCCUCGGGCUCCCUUCUUGGCUGUUCGGGCCUCUUUGUCAGUCAGGCCACGGCUGGUUGGUUCGUGCUGUGUUCCAGGGGCUGGUUUGGCGUCCUCCGUUUCAUGCCCAGCCUUCCCGUCCAAAGUCCGCGCCAAUCUGAUUCCGCCUCUCUCAGGCGAACGUUUAAAGGUAUGCCCCACUGUUUCGUGGCUUCCUUCCUGUGCUGCUUCGUCGUUGUGGCGUUUGCUUGCAGAGGAA